Molecule: messenger RNA, 1700 nt
Organism: Brachypodium distachyon (stiff brome)
Lineage: Eukaryota; Viridiplantae; Streptophyta; Magnoliopsida; Poales; Poaceae
Product: LOB domain-containing protein 30
Exons: 2
Coding region: 424-1206 (260 amino acids)
Biological process (GO): positive regulation of DNA-templated transcription; hormone-mediated signaling pathway
Cellular component (GO): nucleus
Source: RefSeq, a predicted model, not a curated record
GGACGAGCAGGGAAAGCAUAUGUGAGAAAACGGAAAGAAAGAGAGGGGAAAAAAACGAAAAAUCGAACUGGAGCUGUAUCUGUAACCCCCCAUGACCUUCUACCAAUAGGACAAACACCAAAAAGGAGGAGAGAUCGGAGAGAAGUGGGCUUUUCCAUAUUUACACAUAUGCCCUUCCGGCCUCUCCAGCCGCUUCUCUUCUUCCCCUAUAUUGGCAGCCUGGCCUCCCCCAUUCGACCCUCUCUCCCCGUCCCUCUCUUUCUCUCAACCUCUGUGCCAAGUACCAACACUGGCGAUGAGCACUUGUUUUAUCCUAUAACGAGCAAGUGCCCAGAGCAGAUAUAAGGAUCGGAGCGCGAGCGCAGCCAGCAGCUGGUAGUAAAACCCUCUCUCGGGAGAGGGGAUCGAUCGUUCGAUCCGGCAAUGAGCUCGGGAGGCGGCACCAGCGCGCACGGCGGAGGGCCGAGCGGAAGCGGCAGCGGCGGCGGCGGUGGCGGGCCGUGCGGCGCGUGCAAGUUCCUGCGGCGCAAGUGCGUGAGCGGCUGCAUCUUCGCCCCCUACUUCGACUCGGAGCAAGGCGCGGCGCACUUCGCGGCGGUGCACAAGGUGUUCGGCGCCAGCAACGUGUCCAAGCUCCUCCUCCAGAUCCCGGCCCACAAGCGCCUCGACGCCGUCGUCACCAUCUGCUACGAGGCCCAGGCCCGCCUCCGCGACCCCGUCUACGGCUGCGUCGCCCACAUCUUCGCCCUCCAGCAGCAGGUGGUGAAUCUCCAGGCCGAGCUGACAUACCUGCAGACCCACCUGGCGACCCUGGAGCUGCCGUCCCCGCCGAUCCCGGCCGCCACGCCGCAGAUGCCGACGAUGGCGCCGCCGGGCCCGUUCUCCAUCUCCGACCUCCCGUCGUCGACCCUCAACAUCCCGACCACCAUCGACCUCUCCGCACUCUUCGACCCGCCGGCGCAGCUGCCGCAGUGGGCGCUACAGCAGCAGCAUCACCACCACCAACACCAGCUCCGGCAGCCCCCCUACGGCGGCGCACAGGCUCCCAGGGCUUCCUCCAGCAUGUCAGCUGCCGAGGCCUCAGGGGCUGGCGGCGGCGGCGGCGACUUGCAGUCGCUGGCGCGGGAGCUACUUGAUCGCCACGGCCGGUCCGGCGUGAUCAAGCCCGAGCAGCUGCCGCCGCCACGGCCGCCGCAUCCAAGAUGAUCAGAAGCUUCGGUUCUUCAAGCCGCGCGCCAUGGCCCGUUCAACGAUUACGGACGUGUAUUUGUGGAAGAAGGCCGGACGGGUGACAUGGCGCGCGCCAGAAGAGAGUUUGGGCCUGCUUGGGGCGCGGGAUUAACGUACUAGAGAGGGGUUUUGGGAUCGGUGAUAUGGUGAGCAGCGAUCAAUUAUAAUCGAGUAGGUAAAGGAUGCAGCUAGCAUUGGCCGGUUUUCGCGUAUCCACCUUGUUGUUAACCAAGGGUGCAAGGGCGCCCACUUGCUCGAUUAUUAUACCACAAUUAACUUGGCUUUCCUCCAACGGAGGACGGUGGAGACUGGAGAGGAGAUCGUUUCGUUCGGGUGUCGCGUAGCGCCAGUAGUGGUACGAGCAGGGUACUACUUCCAGUAGCAGUUUGACAUGUAGCAGUGUUUUCUUUUGUCACCGGACGUCGUUCCAUUGAUUGCAAGAUUUUUAAGAAGCUUCCAUUCCUGGCUUA